AUGUCUGGUCGAGGUAAGAAGGUUCAGAAAGCUGCAGCUGGUAAAGGCUCCAAAUCCGCUAAGGCAGGUCUCCAGUUCCCAGUUGGCCGCGUCCACCGCUUUCUGAGGAAGGGGAACUAUGCAGAUAGGAUUGGUUCUGGAGCCAGCAUCUAUUUAGCAGCCACACUGGAAUACCUAUGUGCUGAGGUCCUGGAGCUGGCUGGAAAUGCAGCCAGAGACAAUAAGAAAUCCCGGAUCUUUCCCCGACAUAUACAGUUGGCUGUUAGGAAUGAUGAAGAACUGUCCAAGCUGUUUGAUAACAUCACUAUUGCUGAUGGUGGGGUGUUGCCAAAUAUAAAUACUGCUCUAUUGCCAAAGAAGUCUUCAAGAGGCCCAUCGUCUGAGGAGCCUAAAGUCGCAGAAUCACAGGAGUUUUGA
This is a messenger RNA of Pseudophryne corroboree (corroboree frog), 417 nucleotides long. RefSeq names its product histone H2A-beta, sperm-like. The record is from RefSeq and is a predicted model, not a curated record. Gene Ontology annotation, molecular function: structural constituent of chromatin; protein heterodimerization activity; DNA binding. NCBI's taxonomy places the organism in Eukaryota, Metazoa, Chordata, Amphibia, Anura, Myobatrachidae. The coding region runs from base 1 to 417 and encodes 138 amino acids. The transcript has a single exon. Gene Ontology annotation, cellular component: nucleosome; chromatin. Gene Ontology annotation, biological process: heterochromatin formation.